AUGGGAGAUGUAGACAGAUUCUCUGACGCGUCAAGUGUUUUCAUUCCCCAGCCGUGCAUCGCCAAUGUCUCCGCCAAAAAAUUAGGCUACCAAUACCAACCGUUCCAGGACAAUGUGUCUAUUAGAAUAUUUACCCUGCCCCCCGGGCAACCAUCUGAACCACUGAGAGGAACACUGGAAGCUAUUCAGAUCGAUGAGAUAGGAAGCUACGAGGCGAUAUCAUAUGUCUGGAAGGAAGACGGCCCGCCAAAUUGCAAAUACGAGAUUGUGAUCAAUACCGAUGAUGAUGAAGAGAGACUUUUAGAACUGACAGAAGGGGGAAAUAUCUUUGCAGCGCUCAGGCGCAUCCGUCUUCCGGAUCGAGGGCGCCGCAUCUGGGCCGACCAAAUCUGUAUCAACCAAAACGAUUUAGAUGAAAGAAGCCAGCAGGUGCAAUUUAUGAACAGGAUUUACAAAGAUGCGUCCCACGUCCUGGUCUGGCUUGGACUCGACAGCAAUGGAGAAGCCAUUUCAGCGUUCUCUUUGAUACACAAUCUACACCAAACGCUCCAAAACGCCGGUGGUGAGUCUUACGCCCGGCUCGCAGAUGACCUGGAACAGGAAGUAAAGAAGAACAAAAAGGCGUUGCAAAGUUUGACCAAUCGCAAAUGGUUUAAACGUGGUUGGAUCGUACAAGAGAUCGGAACCGCUGCACCUGCUACAAUGUUCUGGGGCGAUGCAGAGAUUGACUGGAAGAUAUUGCAUAGCGUUUGUGAAUCACUCACGGACUAUCACCAUCUUCGUAAAGAGCUAAAUAUCAACACCUCCGACAUCAAGUUCUUGUUCCAGAGAUUUAUUGAGCCGGACGCAACUAGCCACCACGCAAACCGAUUCAACUUUAUAUAUGAGCUUCAUCGAGCACGCAGCUUAAACUUUACUAACGACAGAGACCGCAUCUUUGCCUUUCUCGGCCAUUAUUCUCUCACUUCGGCCGACUUCUUCAACUCUGAGCUUGCGUCAAUCACACCCAAUUAUUCGAUGUCUGUGGAGCAGGUUUACACUGACUUGGCUAAGCGGUCGCUGAAGGGAAGCAAAGGGGAUUCAGCUUUGAUAACAUUGGCAGCCGUGCAGCACCUUGUCGGGAGUCUACCAUCUCGUGAUGGGCCGGCAUUGCCUCAUGCCAGUGGACUGCCGUCUUGGGUGCCAGAUUGGAGGACUUAUCAAGGCUUCAUUCUCUCAGAGCCCAUCAAUCCGCAUCGUGCUCAUGGUUCUUCAAUGCCAAAACUCCAGAUUGACGACGACUCCGCUCUACUUCGCAUCCACGGCGUGUAUGUCGACACAAUUGAAGCGUGCUCCCCGCCGUUGAAGAACAAAGACUUUCACGGCAAAAGUCACAUGAUAGAGUUCCUCUGGAACGAGAUUUGCCAGAAGAAGAGCUUCAAUCUAGAUGAUGAAUAUCGCAAUGGCGAAGAUAAAGCUUUCUUUGCAUUCAUGCAAACUCUUAGCAAUGGCUGCGUACAGAUUGCUGGACGAGAGGGGAUCCCAUACAACGAGAUCCCAGCCUCUAGGUGGCUUGAACAGGCAGCCAUGUACCUCGUUGGAGCACUCGGAGACUUAAGUGCCGUUUCAUUAGAGAUACAGGAACUCGCAGCUGAGGCCAAGCGCAAGCAUGAGAAGGAGGAGUGGAGCCGUUCGGCUAAUGGGGCGUCGAAGAAUCGCAUCUUUGCGCGAACGGAGAGCGGAUAUUAUGUUCUUGGGCCGGCGGUCAUGAAGAAGGGCGAUGUUAUAUGCGUCUUGUUUGGUGGAAAGCUGCCGUUCUGUUUACGACCCAUUGGAAAGCAGUAUCUGUUUGUUGGAGAAUGUUAUGCCCAUGGCUUGAUGAAAGGAGAGGCGCUGGAUAUGAUGGACUGUGGAGAACUUUCCGAGAAGGAGUUUGAGAUUGUGUAA
Molecule: messenger RNA, 1926 nt
Organism: Trichoderma harzianum CBS 226.95
Lineage: Eukaryota; Fungi; Ascomycota; Sordariomycetes; Hypocreales; Hypocreaceae
Exons: 2
Coding region: 1-1926 (641 amino acids)
Source: RefSeq, a predicted model, not a curated record